UUUUUAUACAAGAAAAGAUGAAAUCAUCAAGCUUAUAUGUGUGGAAUUAAAAUUAUUGUGCUUCUAUUAUCCUCAUUUCCAUAAGGUAGAUGCUUUUUAAAUUCCAGACAUGAGGAUUAAAAAGGAAUAUCUAGCUCUUCUUGUUGUUUUUGGUACUGUGUUUAUUAUUAGAUUGUUCUUUACCCAACAAGGCAUUUCCCAAGUUGCAGGACAGAAGACAACUCAGCUACAAAAACUAAGAAAGGAUUAUAUAAGACGGAUGUGUGAUAUUGAAAAAAAGGCCCUUUCUGCACAGAAACCCAGGAUAAAAAACAUCUAUGAUCACUUCAUUGUUGAAGAAAGGCAAAAAAUCAUCUACUGUUUUAUUCCAAAGGUAGCAUGCUCGAACUGGAAAAGAGUUAUGUUUGUAUUGAAAAAAGGCAAGCCUUAUGAUGACCCUGCAUCCAUUGAUCCCAUCAAUGUCCAUCGCAUCAGCAAACUUCAAUACCUGACACAGUUUAAUUCAACUGAGAGGAAGAAUAGGCUGAUGAACUACACCAAGUUUAUGUUUGUCCGCGACCCGUUUGUUCGUCUCAUCUCUGCUUACCGUUCCAAAUUUCUGUACAAUCAGAAAAAUGAGUACUUCUAUAGGAAAUAUGGGAGAAUUAUGAUGAAACUAUAUGGCAACCAGCAAAAUCCACCACAAACGAUGAAAGAGGCAGAGGCAUUGGGACUGCUACCCACUUUUAAAAACUUCGUUCAGUAUCUGGUGGACCCACAAACAGAGAAAAAGGAGCCCUUUGAACCUCACUGGAGACAAAUGCAUCGCCUGUGUCACCCCUGCCUUAUAGAGUAUGACUUCAUUGGCCAUCAGGAAACUCUUAAGGAAGACGCUGAAGAGCUUUUAAAACAUUUUAAACUGGAAAACGAUAUUAAGUUCCCUUCACCUUUUAAAAAUAUGACCACCUCAAACUUAGCCAUGGACUGGUUUAAAGCAGUGCCUCUGGAGGACAGGAGGAAGCUGUACAACAUCUUUGAAUUAGAUUUUAAGCUUUUUGGCUACAAAAGACCAGCUAAAUUGCUGGAUGGGUAAAAUAAGGAAUGUUUUUGUUUUUUGUUUUUUUUGUGUGGUUCCACAAAAGCUUGGAAAAAGUAGUUUGUUUGACCUGACCUUGAAACAACUGCCAAUAUAAAAGUAGACAUCCAAAUACCCGAAGGGUAGUUCAAGAAAGAUUUAUUAAUCUAAAUUAACUGAGACAUGAAUACAUUUGACGCAAUACGCAAAUGCCAUUCCAGGGUGUGUCUCUGUUUUUAAAAGUGUCUGUACACCUUUCUCAGUUCAAGGAAAUUACUAAUUGUAGUUUCACCUUACAGGAUUAUAAUAACAUCUUCUGUAACUGCAUAUCAUGGAGGAGAGACACAGAAAGUUAACAAUGUCUAUCAUUUAUUUCCCUUAAUGAUCAAACUGUUGUCAACACCCUAAAGAAAUAUAUUAGUUUUAGUCUGCUUUUAUAUAAGAUAUCUCAGCUAUAGCAUAACUUAAUAUUUGCCUCUUUCCAUCCACUCAUCAGUUAGGCUACCUGUACAGAGAUCUUAAGGUUUUCCUCUCUCCAGCACCUUUAAACAGUACAUUAUUGCAACAUUCCCAAGACAGCACAGUCCAUUCACUAAGACCUAAGACCUUGGUGGAAAGACAAUUGGC
This is a messenger RNA of Cyprinodon tularosa, 1681 nucleotides long. RefSeq names its product carbohydrate sulfotransferase 12-like. The transcript is spliced from 5 exons. Bases 110 to 1072 code for a protein of 320 amino acids. The record is from RefSeq and is a predicted model, not a curated record. NCBI's taxonomy places the organism in Eukaryota, Metazoa, Chordata, Actinopteri, Cyprinodontiformes, Cyprinodontidae. Gene Ontology annotation, molecular function: sulfotransferase activity. Gene Ontology annotation, cellular component: membrane. Gene Ontology annotation, biological process: proteoglycan biosynthetic process; carbohydrate biosynthetic process.